AUCCAAUUAGAAAAUGCAGUCUCCAAAUUAUCUUAAGGAUAGUACGUACACUCUAUCCAGUGUGCGCAAUACCCGUCUUUGGUUGAAGAAAAUGAAUCCAAAGGCUUCAAGCUUUGUACGCGCUCUUGUAUUGCUGAAUUUUCUUUUCUUCAGUUCAAUUGCAGCUAAUAAUAUUUCAAAAUCUACUACUCCACCGCCCUCUGUACCGCAGAAGGAGGGAAAAUGCCCCAAAGAUACACUCAAGUUUGGUGUUUGUGGAAGUUGGUUAGGUUUGGUCACUGAAGUCAUUGGGACUAAACCAAGUGAGAAGUGUUGCACCCUCGUAAAAGGUCUCGCAGAUCUGGAAGCAGCACUAUGUUUGUGCACAGCUAUUAAAGCCAAAGUGCUGGGAAUUGUCAAAGUCGAAAUGCCUGUUGCUGUUAGUUUACUUGUUAAUUCUUGUGGGAAGAAGGUUCCAUCUGGAUUUGACUGUGCUUAGAAGUCAGAAAUGCUGUCUCUUUUUUCUGUCUUAGUUGCUUUCAGUUAAAUUAUAUAAAAUGUAGAUGGACUUUUGUUUGGGAGUGUAACUUAGCAUGUUGAACUGAAAAUUUGAUCAAUUAUUUAUAAUUCCUUUGGGUGUUU
Messenger RNA from Abrus precatorius (Indian licorice), 621 nucleotides. Its product is annotated as putative lipid-binding protein At4g00165. NCBI's taxonomy places the organism in Eukaryota, Viridiplantae, Streptophyta, Magnoliopsida, Fabales, Fabaceae. The coding region runs from base 14 to 478 and encodes 154 amino acids. The transcript has a single exon. The record is from RefSeq and is a predicted model, not a curated record.